This is a messenger RNA of Fusarium musae, 1800 nucleotides long. RefSeq lists its product as uncharacterized. The transcript has 2 exons. The record is from RefSeq and is a predicted model, not a curated record. Lineage: Eukaryota; Fungi; Ascomycota; Sordariomycetes; Hypocreales; Nectriaceae. Bases 1 to 1800 code for a protein of 599 amino acids.
AUGAAACCCCAGACGGUACUCCAGGCGCUGCUAAUCGCUCGAGUCUCUGGAGUCUCUGGGGAACCCUUGACUAAUUUGACCUCAAGCGGAGAGGGUGACCCGAGGGUACUGAAGAACCGUGGAGGAUGGGUUAACCCGGAGGACUUGGCGCCGAUGCCACAGUGUAUCGCGCAACAGGACCAGUCCGCCUGGCUGGAUGCCAUGACAAAGUGCACUCGCCAUCGUUGCACCUCGUACUUUAUCUUUUGCACGCACUACCAGUGGCUUACUGAACUGAGCUGUCUGAGCGCUGAGUUCUCACCCGGCAUUGUCAAGCGCUACAGCAAAUACUGUAGCAGAUCCGUCCUCGCCAAGGCACAACUUCAUCACUGGAUUUCGACGACAACCGGUAGAAAUUGGCUUGUCGACGUUGGAGACACCAACAACUUGCAAGGCCUUUCACCUAAAAGUCUGACCGACGGGUACACAUCCAUAGAUGUCGCCAACAAAACGCCAGCAUGUCUGAGAGAAACCCCUUCCGCCGGAACUAAAGAGACUUUCGACCAUGUCAUCAGCUCCUGCAGCUUCACAGCCACGACACAGCAUACAGGCAAUGCAGCUCGUCCAUGGGAAUAUAACCCCCGCCGAAACUCCAUGACAGCUCUCAGUUUCGACACCGCAAGCUACGACCUGACCAGCAGUCACAUUCCAGCGGGAGAGUAUUUCGACAAAGCCUGUUUUUGCAACACCUUUUCCAUGUCCCAGCACGAAGAACCAUGCUCGACAUCAAGCCUCAAGGAUCUCGAGGCACAGCGGCGAUGGAUGAACGAAACUUGCGGAUAUACGUGGCAUGAGCCGGCGGGCCUUCAACUCCGUGACAUGAUCCCAUGGCGAUGGAGGAUCUACCCAAGAUCCCCGAAUGGCGAUGCGCAAUGCCCAUCCAAUGAAUGGAAGCUGAUGAGUAUGGGCUUGAUCAAUCUGGUGACUUUCUUUGCUAUACUACACGCCAACAAAACACGGCAGACGAACGUCACCAGUCCCCCCCCUCUUUUCUACAAUCCUGCGAGAUGGAUCUUGGGAGGAGUUCUUCUCGGUUGCAUCCACCUGCUCGCCAAUUUAGCCAAUGCAGCUAUCAUCCAGUUCACCCCUGGCUACGAAGAUAUUCCUGCCGUACAGCUCAUGUUGCUUUGGUGCUCACUCCCUCGCCUUAGUUGGCUUCCCAUCUCGUCUCACGGCACCAAGAACCCCGAAUCUCAGGACAUGACCUCCUCAAUGUCUGCAAUGUUUGCGGAAGCGAUUCUCCAAGCCUUCUCAUUCUAUCACAUGUGUUUGACGGUGAACUAUGGCCGAAUUCACGACUUUUACUUCGGAGCUUUGUUAAGAGCGGCAAGAUCACCAUUUGCUGCACUGAUGUUUGGCGGUGCACUUGUAUGGCUGUUCGUUGUAGCUAUGAUGGCUGUACCUGUCAUCCGGACGAUACGAACUCGCGACAAGCCUGAUGAGAAAGAAGGUGGCGAGUCGGACGGGGGUGCAAAGGAGGAGGAAUGUCUGUUGCCAAAGUCACGAACGUGGUCUGAAGGGCACAACUAUGGCACCCUUCCAGCCGAGAUGGGGUCUCUUGCUCCAUCUAUGAGACGCCAUUCACGACUUCACAUGGUCCUCGCAAUGGGAGUACCCCUCCUUUGGGCUGCUCAAUGGCUAUUCUGGAUCGGAUUUAUUGGCCUGAGCUCCAAUGAUUUCUGCCUCCCGUCACUAAAAACUCUGACUGGAGUUUGGCUUGCCUCAUCUGUAGGAAGCGUGACUAUUAGAUCUUAUCUGUAG